GAGCUUGCGGCCGCCUGAGUCGAGGUGGAUCAGCCAUAUUCCAGUCUGCAGCCACACCGGCAGCCGGGCUGCGACCCGCCCGAAAACACUUUAAUCUGCGAAAAGAGGCGAGUCCCGCGGCUCGGAGCGGCUUCGGCUGGUUUUUCUGUCCGUUCCGGAAGGUUCGGGUUCGGGUUAGCGGGGCGGAUCAUCCGAGCGGGCAGCAUGGAGGACCGGCGGCCAGCCUGAGAGUCGACGGUCUGAGCGACGUCCCGAUUCCUGAGAGGAAAGUCCAGAUUUAUCGGGAUUAGAGGCUCCGCGGUGCCCCGACACACCGAGACAUGACUGCCGGCUGACACACACUCACACACACUCACACACACUCACACACUCACACACAACCCGCGGACACACACUGAGAAACGCUGCGAUCAAAAUGUCGGGAUUAUUUUCCGGGCUGCUGGCGAGCUAAGGCGGCUAGCCGGAGUUAGCAGCAGGAGAGCCGAGCCGACACACCGACAGAGAGCCGCUCCUGCACCGGGAACACAGGGCCGCCCGGGCCUCCUCACUGCGGGAACAUGUCCGCCAAGGUCCGGCUGAAGCAGCUGGAGGAGCUGCUGCUGCAGCAGAAGCUGGCCGGGGCCCUGAGCGUGGAGACGCUGCUGGACCUGCUGCUCUGCCUCUACCAGGAGUGCAGCCACUCGCCCCUCAAGAGGGAGAAGCACGUCACCGACUUCCUGGAGUGGGUGAAGCCGUUCAGCACGUCGGUGAAGGAGAUGCGGCUGCACCGCGACGACUUCGAGAUGCUCAAGGUGAUUGGCCGAGGAGCGUUUGGAGAGGUUGCCGUGGUGAAGAUGAAGCACACAGAGAGAGUUUAUGCGAUGAAGAUCCUCAACAAGUGGGAGAUGCUGAAGAGAGCCGAGACGGCGUGUUUCCGUGAGGAGAGGAACGUCCUGGUGAACGGAGACAGUCAGUGGAUCACAACCCUGCACUACGCCUUCCAGGACGACAACUUCCUGUACUUGGUGAUGGAUUACUACGUGGGCGGUGACCUGCUGACUCUACUCAGUAAGUUUGAAGAUCGGCUUCCGGAGGACAUGGCCCGCUUCUACGUCGCUGAGAUGGUCCUGGCCGUCCACUCCAUCCACCAGCAGCACUACGUCCACAGGGACAUUAAACCAGACAACGUUCUGCUGGAUGUUAAUGGCCACAUCCGCCUGGCCGACUUCGGAUCCUGCCUGCGCAUGAUGGAGGAUGGCACGGUGCAGUCGUCGGUGGCGGUGGGCACGCCGGACUACAUUUCCCCAGAGAUCCUGCAGGCCAUGGAGGACGGGAUGGGCCGCUACGGGCCGGAGUGUGACUGGUGGUCUCUGGGCGUGUGCAUGUACGAGAUGCUGUACGGGGAAACACCUUUCUACGCCGAGUCGCUGGUGGAAACCUACGGCAAGAUCAUGAACCACGAGGAGCGUUUCCAGUUCCCCUCCCAUGUGACUGAUGUGUCUGAGGAGGCGAAGGAUCUGAUCCAGCGGCUGCUCUGCUCCAGGGAGCGGCGGCUCGGCGUCCACGGCCUCUCUGACUUUAAGAGCCACCCGUUCUUCAGCGGGAUCGACUGGGACCACAUUCGCUCCACCGAGGCUCCCUACAUCCCCGACGUGUCCUCGCCCUCCGACACCUCCAACUUCGACGUGGACGACGACGUCCUGAAGAACCCGGACAUCGGCCCCCCAGUGUCCCACACCGGCUUCACUGGGCAGCACCUGCCCUUCGUGGGCUUCACCUACACCACCGACAGCUGCUUCUCCGACCGAGGCUCGCUGAGCCGGGUGAUGGUCGGCCUGCAGGAGGGGGAGGAGGCAGGACGAGGAGGAGCAGGAGGAGGGCAGGAGGUGGAGGCCUUUGAGAGGAGGAUCCGCCGCCUGGAGCAGGAGAAACAGGAGCUGAACCGCAAACUGCAAGAGUCUACCCAGGCCCUGCAAGCUCCAGGCCGAGGAGGAACUCUGAGUCGAGACAAGGAGAUGAAGAAGCUGAACGAGGAGAUCGAGCGCCUGAAGAAGAAGCUGGCAGACUCUGAUAGGCUGGAGCACCAGCUGGAGGAGGCGGUGACACUGAGACAGGACUACGAAAGCUCCGCCUCCAAACUGAAAACCCUCGACAAGCAGGUGAAAACACUGAGACAGGAGAAGGACGACAUCCACAAGCAGCUGACAGACUCCCUGGAGCGUCUGAGGAGUCAGACCAAGGAGCUGAAGGAAGCGCACUCUCAGAGGAAGCUGGCCCUGCAGGAGUUCUCGGAGCUGUCGGAGCGCAUGGCCGAGCUGCGCUCCUCAAAGCAGCGCCUGUCCCGCCAGCUGCGGGACAAGGAGGAGGAGAUGGACACCCUCCUGCAGAAAAUGGACACCAUGCGGCAGGACAUCCGCAAGACUGAGAAGAACCGCAAGGAGCUGGAGGCUCAGCUGGAUGAUGCGAAGGCGGAGGCGUCAAAGGAGAAGAAGCUGAGAGAACACAGUGAGAUUUACUCCAAACAGCUGGAGGCGGAGCUGGAGAGCCUGAAGCUGAAACAGGGCAGUGGAGGAGCAGCAGGAGGCGCAGAGUCUCAGCAGGAGAUCAGCAGGAUGAAGACGGAGCUGGACAAGAAGGUCCUGUCCUACGAGGAGGAGCUGCUGAGGAGAGACGCCUCGCACUCCUCCGAGAUCAAGAACCUCCACAAGGAGCUGGCCGACUCCGAGGGCCAGCAGCUGUCGCUCAACAAGGAGCUGCUGCUGCUCAAGGACAAGCUGGACAAGACCAAGAGGGACAGACAAACAGAGAUGGACGAGGCGGUCGGAGCUCUGAAGGAGAAACACGAGCGAGAGAAGAACCUGCUGACGGAGGACAGCCGCAAGCUGACGGCCGAGAACGACAGGCUCUGCUCGUUUGUGGACAAACUGACGGCUCAGAACCGGCAGCUGGAGGACGACCUGCAGGACCUGUCCUCCAAGAAGGAGAGCGUCGCCCACUGGGAGGCUCAGAUAGCAGAGAUUAUCCAGUGGGUGAGUGAUGAGAAGGAUGCUCGGGGUUACCUUCAGGCUCUGGCCUCCAAGAUGACAGAAGAGCUGGAGACUCUGCGCAGCUCCAGCCUGGGCACCAGGCCUCUGGACCCCCUGUGGAAGGUGCGUCGCAGCCAGAAGCUGGACAUGUCGGCCCGCCUGGAGCUGCAGUCGGCGCUGGACGCUGAGAUCCGGGCCAAGCAGCUCGUGCAGGAGGAGCUGCGCAAGGUCAAGGCCACCAACAUCGCCUUUGAAAGUAAGCUGAAGGAGUCGGAGCUGAGGAGCAGGGAGAUGUCGGAGCAGCUGGACAGUCUGAGGAAGGAGUUGGAGGAGAGCCGCUCCCGUUCUGAUAAAGGUCUGAAGCUUCCAGACUUCCAGGACUCCAUCUUUGAAUAUUUCAACACGUCUCCUUUGGCCCACGACCUCACCUUCAGAACCAGCUCCAUCACUGACGUUGACUCCACCCCCCAGAAACCAGAGGCCACGCCCCCCUCCACCCCCUCCGACCAUGAACCAGUUAAACCAGUUUCAGUCCCAGCCAGCCCCUCCCCCGCCUACCACACCUCAGCACUGACCACACCAAAGCCCAAAGCUCACCAGCUGAGCAUCAAGACGUUCUCCAGUCCGACUCAGUGCACACACUGCACCUCGCUGAUGGUGGGACUCAUCCGACAGGGCUACGCCUGUGAAGUGUGCUCGUUUAUCUGCCAUGUGUCCUGUAAAGACCACGCCCCCCUGGUCUGUCCAAUCCCAGCAGAGCAGGCCAAGAGGCCUCUGGGAAUUGAUGUCCAGAGAGGCAUCGGCACCGCAUACAAAGGAUACGUGAGGAUCCCGAAGCCCAGCGGGGUGAAGAAGGGCUGGCAGAGGGCGUUUGCUGUGGUUUGUGACUGUAAGCUGUUCCUGUACGAGGUCCCAGAGGGCAAAUCCACCCAGCCGGGCGUGGUGGCCAGCCUGGUGCUGGACCUCAGGGAUGAGGAGUUCUCUGUCAGCUCGGUCUUGGCAUCAGAUGUGAUCCACGCUACCAGGAAGGACAUUCCUUGUAUCUUCAGGGUGACGUCUCUGCUGAGCUCGCCGCUGCGCUCGGUGUCUCUGCUGGUGUUGGCGGAGAGCGAGGCGGAGAAGAGGCGGUGGGUGGGCAUCCUGGAGGGUCUGCAGAACAUCCUGACCAAGAACCUGCUGAAGAACCGGCAGGUGCACGUUCUGCACGAGGCCUACGACUCCUCGCUUCCUGUGAUCAAGACCACGCUGUCCGCCGCCAUUCUGGAUCGGGAGCGGAUCGUCCUGGGAGCCGAGGAUGGCCUGUUUGUGGUGGAGGUGACCAGAGAUGUGAUCGUGCGAGCAGCAGACUGUAAGAAGGUCUAUCAGAUUGAGUUGAUUCCUAAGGAGAAGAUCGUGGCUCUGCUGUGUGGGAGGAACCGUCACGUGCACCUUCACGCCUGGGGGGCGCUAGAGGGCGCGGAGGCUGCCUUCGACAUCAAGCUGACAGAAACCAAAGGCUGCCAGGCGCUGACCACCGGGGUGCUGCGGCCCGGAGGCCCCGCCUGCCUGCUGGCCGCUGUCAAACGCCAGGUUCUGUGCUAUGAGAUCACGCGUUCUCGGCCUCACCAUAAGAAGCUGUGGGAGGUCCAGGCCCCGGGCACAGUCCAGUGGCUGGGCAUGGUGAGGGAGCGGCUGUGUGUGGGCUACCCGGCGGGCUUCGCCCUGCUGGCCCUGCAGGGCGAGUCGUCGCCCAUCAGCCUGGUGAGCCCGGCCGACCCGUCGCUGGCCUUCCUGGCCCAGCAGCCGCUGGACGCCCUGCACGCCCUGGAGGUGGGGAACUCGGAGCUGCUGCUGUGCUUCAGCCAGCUCGGCAUCUACGUCGACACCCAGGGACGCCGCUCCCGCACCCAGGAGCUGAUGUGGCCCGCCACGCCGCUCGCAUGCAGCUCUAACGCGUCCUACCUGACGGUCUACAGUGAAUAUGGAGUCGAUGUGUUUGACAUUCACACCACAGAGUGGGUUCAGACCAUCUCCCUGCGCAAGAUUCGACCUCUGAAUGUUGAAGGGACACUGAACCUGCUGAGUUCAGAGCUGCCUCGCCUGAUUUACUUCAGCAAUACUUCCUCAGAGGGAGAUCUCACCAUCCCAGAAACAUCAGAUAACAGUAAGAAGUUGAUGGUCCGAACCCGCAGCAAGAGGAAGUUCCUGUUCAAGGUUCCUGAGGAGGAGCGCUUGCAGCAGAGGAGGGAGAUGCUGAGGGAUCCGGAGCUGCGGUCCAAGAUGAUUUCCAACCCCACCAACUUCAACCACGUGGCUCACAUGGGACCAGGAGAUGGCAUGCAGGUCCUCAUGGACCUCCCGCUGACCAGUGAUGUCACCUCCCCCUCCCCCUCCUCCUCCCGCCACACCCUCAUCUCCCCCCCCUCCAACUUUGAGCAUGUGUAUCACAUGACGUGUGCGUCGGCGGGCGUGUUCCUGCAGAAAGACGCGUGCUCCUCCUCCUCCUCCUGCUGCUCCCAGCAGAGCCUCCUGCAGCCUUCUUCCUCCUCCUCCUCCUCCUCUCCCUCCACCUCCUCUCUGGGAAGGAGUGUGAUGCCCUCCUCUCAGGAUGACUCAGCUAAAGAUAAGCCCCGCCCACUGUCCAGUAUCUCCCGGCAACAGAAGAGCAAGACACACAUUACCCGUACCGCGUCAGAUUUCGGAGGAGGCUCGUCUCGCAGUGUGUCGGAGCCGGAGCAGGACCUGGACAGAGAGCCGGACUCGGACUCGACCAAACACUCGACUCCCUCCAACAGCUCUAACCCCAGCAGUCCUCCGAGCCCCAACUCCCCUCAUCGCAGCCAGCUCACCCUGGACGGCUUCGACCCUGACCCCUGACCCCUGACCCCCCGCCCUGACCCGUGACCCCGCCCCCACCCCCUGCCCUGACCCCUGACCCCUGCCCUCAGCGUGUGGGAGGAGCUAACAGGCUGAAGGCGGGAGGCUUUUGAUUUUACUUUGAUUUGAUUUUAUUUCCGAGUUUGACCCGGCGGCGCCUCUCAACUUCCUGCUGCUUUUAACCUGGAUUUUAUUCUGCUGGGUAACCAUGGCAACGCAGACGCUCUGUGCGGGAGCCCAAGCCCCGCCCCCAGCUGUCGUUUUAACUCUAGGUGUUUGUCAGAAAUAAGUUUAGCUGGUAAACAGUGAGGAGCACCGGGCCGCAUCGCGCUGUCAGCUGCAGGCCACCGGGGGGCGCCGCGAGCUCACGUGACCUCGCUGUGACCUCACAGUGAUGACCUCACCGUGACCUCGCUGUGACCUCUGGGUGACCUACAGGCUGACGGGCGGCUCUUCUGAAACACUGUAUUAAAUAUUAAAAUGUUAAACGUGCACAUUGUUGUAGUCCAAGGAAAAAGAAAUCCUCUUUGAUUUUGUGUCAGUGAUCUCUUCCUGUUGCACCCCCCCCCCCCCCCCACCCCCACCCCUCCCCGACCUCUGACCUCUGACCCUGGAUGGACUCCAGCUGAACAGGAACACUACUGCUUUUUUCUUCCAGAUCACCAGUUGAAAUCUUUGUAAUUAUUGAAAUGUUAGCAAGAAAACUUUGAACAGACAAUAAAAGAAUCUGUUGUGUCUCGCU
Messenger RNA from Myripristis murdjan (pinecone soldierfish), 6603 nucleotides. RefSeq names its product CDC42 binding protein kinase beta (DMPK-like) (gene cdc42bpb). The record is from RefSeq and is a predicted model, not a curated record. Gene Ontology annotation, biological process: actomyosin structure organization; peptidyl-threonine phosphorylation. Bases 558 to 5861 code for a protein of 1767 amino acids. The transcript has 38 exons. Gene Ontology annotation, cellular component: cytoplasm; cytoskeleton. Lineage: Eukaryota; Metazoa; Chordata; Actinopteri; Holocentriformes; Holocentridae. Gene Ontology annotation, molecular function: protein serine/threonine kinase activity; ATP binding.